AAUACAAAUGCAAGCAAGAUCCAACGACAUCCCAACGGAAAAGCGCUUCACGGCGAAGCAUCAAAACCAAUUUGCCCUAAGCUUCUUUGGCCUUCGCAAAACCAUUCUACACCUCUCUCUUUCUCCUUCUCUUCCCUUCUCUCUCUCUCUCUCUUCCUCUCUUUUUUUCCCUGUCAUGAGAGGUUUUGCGGCGGAAACCUCGCAAUAACUAGGGAAAUUGUUAGAGGGUCUCAGCCACUGAGUUGGUUAGAGAGAGAGAAAAGGGAAGGGAAAAGAAUUCAGAGCUAGGGAGGGAGGGAGGCGACACGAGAAGGGGAAUUUUGCUUUUGUGUUUUUGUUUUUGUUUUCUAUAUCGUAAGGGUGUGAAAUUAUUUUUUUCUGGGGUUCAUUGAUUCUGAACUAUUAUUGUUUGAAAUUGAAAACCCAUGUCGUUCUUUCACAGAUUUGAUGAGGGAAAUUGAAAGGGGAAUUUUUUUUUGUUUGUUUAAUGUGGGUGUCUGUGAAUCAUUACCACGAACACCCUAAGAUUUUGUGUUUUCUAUCAGACAAACGAAAUUUCUUUUAGAAAUUAUGAACGAAGAACAGGGUUGGGAUGGUUCUCCCUCUAAUGCUAUCCAUAUUCCUUCUCAUAAACCACCUCAAAGGAGGCUCUACCAUGUCUGGAAAGGAAACAAUAAAUUCUUAUGUGGUGGGAGGCUAGUUUUUGGUCAAGACGGUGCAUCGCUCUUUUUAACAUCAUUUUUAAUCGGUGGUCCUGCAAUAACAUUCUGCAUACGAAUGCUAGUGGCAAUCCGUAGUGUUAAUCAACCUUUUCACUUCCCUGCAUUGAUUGGAGGAUUGGUUCUUACAUUUUUGGAUUUUCUUUUUCUCUUCUUGACUUCUGGUAGAGAUCCUGGGAUCAUUCCAAGAAACUCGAUACCACCUGACUCAGAAGAAAUAGACAUGACCACCCCUUCUAUGGAGUGGGUCAAUCACAAGACGCCUAAUCUGAAAAUACCUCGAGUAAAGGAUAUAACAAUCAACGGAUACUCGGUGAAAGUGAAGUUUUGUGACACUUGCCUUUUAUAUCGUCCACCACGGGCUUCUCAUUGCUCUAUCUGCAACAAUUGUGUUCAGAAGUUUGAUCACCACUGCCCAUGGGUAGGUCAGUGCAUUGGACUGAGAAAUUAUCGAUUUUUCAUAAUGUUUAUAUCAACAUCUACCAUUUUGUGUAUAUACGUCUUCACAUUUUCGUGGAUUACCAUUGUUCGACAAACUGGCAGCGUAUGGAGUGUCAUCUCAAAUGAUAUCUUGUCAGUUAUCCUUGUUGUAUACUGCUUUGUAUCUGUCUGGUUCGUCGGAGGGCUGACAGUUUUCCAUAUCUAUCUAAUGUGUACCAACCAGACAACUUAUGAAAAUUUUCGUUACCGCUAUGAUAAGAAGGUCAACCCCUUUACCAAAGGGUUUGUUGGAAAUCUGAAGGAUGUUUUCUGGUCUAAGAUCCCUCCAUCAAUGGUUGAUUUUCGAGCAUGGGUAACAGAAGACGAAGAAGCCAGCCUACAAUACAGUGCUUCUUCAACCAAUAGAGGCUUCAUCAUCUCAAAGGACAAAUUUGACUUGGAAAUGGACAUGAUGUUUCCCAAGGAUGGUAACAUGAAACUUCCUAAUAUGUUGCAAAAUUUGGAUUACGCCAAUAUUGAUGAUGAUUUGAAGAAAAAGGACGUUGUAGACCGAAACAUUGCAUACGCGUUUCCUUCUAUGCAAGAACGGGCCUUACAAAAUUCGAUGUUAAACGAUUUGAAUGAUAAGAGAACUCAAUAGCGCCGUAAAAUUCAAUCUCAUCACCAUCAAGAUUCUUGGAGACAAAGGUCUCGUGGAGAUAUUUCCUUCGAAGCGAUUGUAGACAGACGGAUUGAGCAUUGAUGUCGAGUUGUUUUGAAUAGGGAUUUACUCUUAAAUGGAUUUGGGAGUGGAUUUCAUGAGGAAAUGAUUGUAAGUAAUGUAUAGAAUCAAAGUCCAUUUGCCUCUUCAUAUCUAUAUUCGCCUAAAUCUAUUAUGAAUUUGACUCAGUGCCAUAAGAAUUUGAAGAAAAAGGAAACUUGUACCUUGUUUAUAAUAGCUAAUUGAUCUCAAUGUUGAAGAAAAUAUUUUGAUUGUGGUGUAACUGUAUCUUUUCUAUCA
Messenger RNA from Cucumis sativus (cucumber), 2160 nucleotides. Its product is annotated as probable protein S-acyltransferase 1. Gene Ontology annotation, biological process: peptidyl-L-cysteine S-palmitoylation; protein targeting to membrane. The transcript has 6 exons. The coding region runs from base 571 to 1800 and encodes 409 amino acids. NCBI's taxonomy places the organism in Eukaryota, Viridiplantae, Streptophyta, Magnoliopsida, Cucurbitales, Cucurbitaceae. The record is from RefSeq and is a predicted model, not a curated record. Gene Ontology annotation, molecular function: protein-cysteine S-palmitoyltransferase activity. Gene Ontology annotation, cellular component: Golgi apparatus; endoplasmic reticulum.